Messenger RNA from Talaromyces rugulosus, 1959 nucleotides. RefSeq lists its product as uncharacterized. The transcript has 9 exons. Gene Ontology annotation, biological process: protein folding; protein peptidyl-prolyl isomerization. Lineage: Eukaryota; Fungi; Ascomycota; Eurotiomycetes; Eurotiales; Trichocomaceae. Gene Ontology annotation, cellular component: intracellular membrane-bounded organelle; cytoplasm. The coding region runs from base 1 to 1959 and encodes 652 amino acids. The record is from RefSeq and is a predicted model, not a curated record. Gene Ontology annotation, molecular function: protein binding; peptidyl-prolyl cis-trans isomerase activity; D-aminoacyl-tRNA deacylase activity.
AUGAAGGGUAAAUCCUCCCCAAAUCCUCCCAAUACAGCCAGGUUUCUCACCCUCCUCUUAGCGGUCCUGCAACGCGUCAAGUCGGCCUCGGUCACCGUCGAUAACCAGCUCAUCUCCUCCAUCGGUCGCGGAAUCCUGGUGUUUGCCGGCGUGGGCAAAGAGGAUACGGAAAAGGAUGUCGAUUCGAUGGCUGCAAAAGUUUUAAAGGCCAGAUUGUGGCCCGAUGAGACGAAUACGAACAGCGCUUGGAAAAGGAAUGUUCAGGAUAUUGAAGGAGAAGUCCUAUGUGUUUCACAAUUCACACUCUACGGACACAUCAAAAAAGGCAACAAACCCGAUUUCCACAACGCCGCCGACGCCGAGACAGCUCGACGUCUCUACGACCGAUUCGUCGCCAAAGUCCAAGACCUGUACAAAGCCGAGCGGGUCAAAAACGGCGUCUUCCAGGCGAUGAUGGAAGUCGAGCUGAAGAACGACGGACCGGUGGGUGUUGAUUACCGCAGUGCGGAUGGAGCGGUUACGAUUGAGAUUUGCACGGAUCUUCCCAAGUCGGAAAAGUCGGAGAGCAAGGACAAGGACAAGGACAAGGGAAACAAAGGAAAACAAGCCCAGCCCAAGACAGAGGUCGACGCAGAAGGACGAAGGCUGAUCGAGUUUACGCUUCCCAAGACGAGGGGUACCGCGAGCUGCUGCAUUCUGCGGGGCUUCACGGCCAAAGAGAGCGCAUGGAAGCUUCCUGAAAGCCAGUUGAGCCCUUUUCUUCGUCUUCUCCUCACUACUCAAGUGUUGUCUCUCAUUACUCUCUCGGCCUCACUCACCUCACUCUACUUGACAACCCUCACAAUGGCUAACAAAGGCCGGUCGCGCGUGUACCUCGAUAUCGAGAUUGGAGGUAGGAAAGAGGGAAGGCUUUCCCUUGAACUGUUCAACGAUGUUGUCCCCAAGACGGCCGAAAACUUUCGUGCACUGUGCACGGGCGAUAAAGGUGUAGGAAAACAGGGCAAACUUUUGAGCUUCAAGGGCUCUAUUUUCCACCGCGUUAUCAAACAAUUCAUGAUCCAGGGAGGUGACUUUACUGCCUUCAACGGAACCGGCGGUGAAUCCAUCUAUGGCGAGAAAUUCGAGGACGAGAACUUUGACCUCAAGCACGACCGCCCGUUCCUUUUGUCCAUGGCCAACUCGGGGCCGGCCACCAACGGCAGUCAGUUCUUCAUCACCACUGUCGAGACGCCGCAUCUCGACGGCAAACACGUCGUGUUCGGCCAGGUCAUCAACGGGAAGAGCUUGGCUCGCAAGAUCGAGAACCUGCCCACCCAGGCCGACAAACCCCAAAGUGAUGUGGUCAUCGCCGACUGCGGCGAAUUGACGGGCGAGGACUAUGACAACGCCGAUAAAAAGGUCCUCGACGUCACUGGCGAUGCGUUUGAGGACUACCCGGCCGACUACGACGGCGAGUUGACCGCGUCUCUGGUUUAUGAGAUCGCAUCGAAGCUCAAGGAUCUCGGAAACACAGCCUUCAAGAGCGGCAACACGUAUCUGGGGCUGGAAAAAUACCAAAAGGCGCUCCGAUACCUCAACGAGUUCCCGCAUGCUGAUGACAACGACCCCAAGGAGCUCGACGGCCAGCUCAAGGCUCUUCGAUUCACCCUGCACUCCAACUCUGCUCUGCUCGCAAACAAAAACAAACGCUUCAAGGACGGCAAAACCUGGGCUGGAUACGCCCUGGAAACCGCGGAUGCGGCCAAGGCAAAGGACGCUGACCGCGCCAAAGCCUACUAUCGCCGCGCCGUCGCGGAAGUCGGGGUCAAGGAGGAGGACGAUGCUCUCAAAGACCUGGAAGCAGCGCUCAAGCUUGCGCCUAAUGAUGCCGGUAUCAACAGCGAGUUGGCCCGGGUGAAGAAGAUCAUUUCGGACGCUGAGAAGAAGGAAAAGGCAGCCAUGAAGAAGUUUUUCUCGUGA